Molecule: messenger RNA, 812 nt
Organism: Oryzias melastigma (Indian medaka)
Lineage: Eukaryota; Metazoa; Chordata; Actinopteri; Beloniformes; Adrianichthyidae
Gene: mcee
Product: methylmalonyl CoA epimerase
Exons: 3
Coding region: 109-627 (172 amino acids)
Biological process (GO): L-methylmalonyl-CoA metabolic process
Cellular component (GO): mitochondrion
Molecular function (GO): methylmalonyl-CoA epimerase activity
Source: RefSeq, a predicted model, not a curated record
CCCCGCUCGCCAUUUUCCCAUCACAUGUGUGACCCCCCUGUGUGCCACACGUAAAUACGUUCCAAGAGAAACCUGUGCUCCGCUGAAACUUGGUUCCGGGCUUUCAACAUGGCGUCAGCAGUACUGAAGGUUGCAGCAGGCGUUUCCAGGUGUUCGACUUUUACUCUCCUGAGGGGUCUCUCCACGACAGUGCCCCUCUCUCAGGGUGUUCCUGGGGCUGUUUGGAAGCUGGGGAAGCUGAACCACAUCGCCAUUGCUGUGCCCGACAUGGAGAGGGCCACAGCUCUUUACCGGGACGUUCUGGGGGCAACAGUAAGUGAGAAGGUGCCCCUUCCUGAGCACGGGGUGUACACUGUGUUUGUGGAGCUUGGCAACACAAAGCUGGAGCUGCUCCAUCCGUUGGGGGACAAGAGCCCCAUCUCUGGUUUCCUGCAGAAGAACAAGUCUGGAGGGAUGCAUCACAUUUGCAUCGAGGUAGAUGACAUUAAAGCAGCUGUGGCUGACAUGAAAGCGAAGAACAUCAGGACUCUGUCCGCUGAGCCUCGCAUCGGCGCUCACGGGAAACCUGUCAUGUUUCUUCAUCCUAAAGACUGUGAUGGCGUGUUGGUUGAGCUUGAAGAAGCAUAAGAAUCUGUGCCUGGGACAAUGAGGAAACCUUGAUAUGUAUAUAUCCCACUAACAAUGUGUGUUCCUUGCAGAUAAGUUUUUUGCAUUUUUCUGUUUGGGAUCUUUUUAGUAACUUUUUUGUUAGCAUCUGAUAAGUUUUGAUUUUAAAAUGCUGUCUCAAUAAAAGUUUAUAUUUUAAAAAUCAA